ACAGCAAAACACGCCCACCUCUUUAGGACUUCCGUAUUCAUCUAUCGCCGAGCUAGUAAUUGUGAUCUAUGGUAUUACCAUUGCAGCGGUUCUUCUGCCUUCCUUAAACAACUUCCGGUUUCAUAAGUGACGAGAUCUUGUUUGAUGGUCUUUGUUUAUUUUGUAUUUCUUGUACGAGGAUUUCCUUACUCCAAAAUUUUGAUACAGGUUGGCUUAAAGAGUGAAGUGUGAGCGCAAAAGACCCCAGGAUAGCAGGUAACAAGCACUAUGUCCCAAAACCAGAAGGACCUGCUAGGUCUGGGUCGCCUUGAAUACCUGCAAGCCCUAGUCACUGAGUUCCAGGUGACCGAGAGCUCUGAAGCCAAGGAGCAGGUGCUGGCCAAUCUAGCAAACUUUGCUUACGAUCCCAAGAACUAUGAAUAUCUGCGGCAGCUCAGAGUCUUGGACCUGUUCCUGGAUAUGCUGACAGAGGACAAUGAAACCCUUGUAGAAUUUGCACUUGGUGGCCUUUGUAACCUCUGCCUGGACAAAAUCAACAAAGACUAUAUCUUGGAGGCAAAUGGUGUAGCAGCUGUAGUCAGUUCCCUCUCCAGCUCCAAUGAGGAGACCGUGAUGUCUGCGGUCACUACUCUAAUGUACUUGACCACCCCCCAGUCUCGCCAACAGAUCACAGCUCUUCCCGUGGUCGAGUGCAUGCUGCGUUUCUCCCUCUCAGCUAACCGGAGGCUACAAAACCUGGCCACUGUCUUCCUUGAAGAUUACUGCACUCCUCUUCAGAUAGAGGAGGCCAGGAAUCUGACUAAGCACACGGCUUUAGGGAUCCCGCUGCCAAAGGAUUAAUGCAGCUCAGUGAGCAGCCAGAAAGAUUUUCCUUGCAUGAGAAGCAACACUUUUUCAUGUUGGGGGAAAAACUGUCUCUAAGGUGAGAAAACUGUUCCAGAAACUUUGCUUUAAAAAUGAUUGUUGGGGAACUAUGAAGCACUGCAGGGCAGACACCUGACACAGUUAUUUUAGGGGUUCCUGAAGUAUUUUGGCACCCAGUUGCAUCCACAGAGCAAUCUAAACUGACCUUAACACUGGGCUGAACUGGGGGUUGGAUUUGGUGGAGGUGUCCUCUGCCCAGUUCUCCUGGCUAAGCCAGACUUCUCUCUAUCAGGUGGGUAGCCCACCGGUAGGAGCUAACACAAAGCCCUGAAAUGAAGCAUUUCCAAGGUUGAGGAGGGGGCAGGGCUGAGCCAGCCCAGGAUCCACUGGAUCCUAAGCCAGUCUCACAUUAUCAUGCAGUGGCAUCAGGGUUAAUCUGGGCCAAAUGCUGUACCAGCCUGCAGCUAGCACAGUGAGUGGUUCUAGGUCAGACCUGACCCCCCCCCCCGCCACAGUAAGCGGCAGGGCUAUAGAUGGAGCAGUGGCCCCAACCAUUCUACAAAGCGUUGCUGGCAGGGGUGAGAAUUUGGACUGGACCUUAAGUAUGUCCUUCAUUCUAUUGGAAUGAAAGUGGAACUCCUUGCCAAUAGAAAUUUGGCAGGAGUCAUCCCUGCUUUCUUUCAGAUGUCUUUUAAAAAUGUAUUGUUCAGACAUGCCUUUGACAUGUGAUUUUUUAACCAUCCAGUUUUUAUUAAAAUGUUGAUGGUUUUACUAUUGUAUAUUAUUUUAUGUUGUACACUGCCUUGCUAUAUUUUCUGUGACCUUGUGGUUUAUAAGAAUGCAAAUAACAAUAAAAAACUCAUCUGGAGAUGUAAAUAACUGCCAGAGGGCCCUAAUAGCUAU
Molecule: messenger RNA, 1767 nt
Organism: Rhineura floridana
Lineage: Eukaryota; Metazoa; Chordata; Lepidosauria; Squamata; Rhineuridae
Gene: ARMC7
Product: armadillo repeat containing 7
Exons: 4
Coding region: 268-840 (190 amino acids)
Molecular function (GO): protein binding
Source: RefSeq, a predicted model, not a curated record